AACAAAACUCGGCAUUUGAUUCAUCGUUUAACGCUUGAGGUUUUGCUGUGUCAACACACUUUUGAAGUUAAAAUUGGUGUCUAAUUCGGGAUCACUAUUCAACGAUCUUAUAAAGUAGCUUGAAAUGAAGAUUUUCUCGAAUCCAGCGCUGAUUCUGGGUCUGUUUGUAUGGAUACCUGUUACGUAUUCGUUGUCUACAGAUGCACCUGAGGAUCAAGACACAUCAGGAGAUGAUGAGGAGUUCUCAGGGUCAGGUUUGGCAGAAUAUGAUAUCAAAGCCACAGAACCUGCCUGGAUUACGGAUGCCCCGGUGACGCUUUCAGAACAGACCACCAAAAUACAGAUAAUCACGAUAGCUCCACAUGCCCCCUCCACUGUUUCUCAACCCAUGCUGACAACUACCCAACAAGUUAUUCCUGAAGAUGAUGCUUGGCAGGAAAAAACAACAACUGUUAGUCUUAUGGCUGCAGAAGAGACCACCAGUGAAACAACGGUUUCAAUUGUCAAAGAAGAUAACAGACCCACGGUUUCAAUCAAAGUCAGUGACAAAACAACUAGUGUUCCUCAUAUGGAGACAACACUUGUGCAGAAAACAAUUGUAGCUGAUGUGGUAAAUCCUGAACGUGAAGUUUCGGGUGAUGGUGCAAUGUCCACCACUGUUCUGACCACUACAGAGGGCCGAGAGCUCAUUCCUCCCAGUUUUGAAGACAACUACAUUACAGAAGUCAUGACAAAAGAUGAUCAUUCUGAGUUGGAUUCUGACUUUCACUUUGACAAUGAAAUUAUUCCCAGAAGAAUAGAUCCUGUGAAUGAUGAUGGAAUAGCACAAGGUGCCACACAGAAUGAGAGCUUACUAGAAAGGAAGGAAGUUCUCGCAGGUAUUAUAGCUGGUGGUGUGGUGGGUCUGAUUUUUGCCAUCAUGCUGGUGGCCCUUAUGAUCUAUAGGAUGAAGAAAAAGGACGAGGGCAGCUAUGAAUUAGAAGAGCACAAGCAUCCUAAAGGCUAUCAGAAACCUCACAAACAAGUGGAGUUUUUUGCAUAAAAGACUCUUUAUUACCGACUGUCCUGGCUCUCAUUCUAUUGCAAACACUAAACUUGAGAUGCAUUAGCUUUGUUACCCAUCCUUUUUUAAAAAUCUAUUUCAUGUCCAUUUUGGACUAUCGACCAAGGGUUUGUUUGGGUUUGUUGACCAUCUGGCCCAAAUUUGAAAACUCCUCUGCUUUUAUUUUACAUGACCGACCCCAAUGUUUGUGCCAUUGUGACAGUGGGUAAAUGUUCCCUCAGUUCCUGUAACUCUUUUACUGCCUUGAGUAACUGAGAUGGCUGCCAAAGAGACUGAAAAUUGAGGUUGCGCUUGUUUCUUUGUGGCAAGAUUGAGAAUUAAAAUAACGUUUACUUUUUGCGUAGCAUUAAAUUAUGACCAGCCCUCUUGCUGAUUUAAUUUAGGCUUUAUAUGGUCUUUUUUUUUUUUGUGCUCAGUAAAAAAAAUAUUAUAAUAAUAAUGGUAAUAAGAAGUUUUGCUAGUGAUGCCCACAAUGGUUACUUCUAAAUGUGCAUUUCAGCCUCAAGCUCUAAUCUUUUUUUUUUUUUUUUUUUUUUUGUCAUAUUGAAAUUUAUUUUCAGUGUUUCUAAUUUGGAACCAAGAAAAAUAAUCAUUUUUUAGGGUUCUUAAAAUGAGUGUGGUGCACGCUUUAUUACCUCAAUUUGUAUUUUUUUUUUUUUAAAUACCCAGCUUCCUUGAAAUGGGCUAUAAUGUCAUUGUUAAAGUAUUUUUGUUUUUCACCUGUUAGUAGUAAAAAAAAAUUAUAUAUAUAUAUAUUUUUUUUUUUUUGUAUGAGUGCUUCGGGUAUAUGAUUCUUAAAGGAAUGGUUAACCCAAAAAUGAAAAUGAUCUUAUCAUUUAUCACUUACCCUCAUGCCACUCCUGAUGUGUAGAAAACUAUUGAACACAAGUUUUUUAGAAGAAUAUCUCAGCUCUGUAGGUCCAUACAAUGCAAGUCAACAUAAUCCUGUACUUUGAAGUUAAAGAAAAGCACAAAGGCAGCAUAAAAAUUCUCAAUAUGACUCCAGAGGUUAAAACCUGGUCUUCAAAAGCAAUAUGAUGGUGUGGAUGAGAAACCGAUCAAUAUGCAAGUUCUUUUUAUUAUAAAUAGAUGGAGCCUUAUAGAUUACUUUGAAGCUCAAAAAGUAUAUGAAGGCAGCAUAAAAGUUUUGGACCCUGUUCACUUGCAUUGUAUGGACCUAUAGAGCUGAGAUAAUCUUCUAAAAAUCAUCACUUGUGUUCAGCAGAAGAAAGAAAGUCAUACACAUCUGGGAUGGCAUGAGGGUGAGUACAUAAUGAGACCGUUUUAAUUUUUGGGGUGAACUAUUCCUUUUAGACUAGAUGCAAUCUAUGUUUUUAAAUGAUUAAAUAAUAGGUAGCUGAGAAGAAAUGCCUUUUUUCAGUUUAUGUUUAGCACCAAAAUACUGCUGUUGUGUAAAGGUGUUGUUGUUGUUUUUUUUUUGUUUUUUUUUUUGUAUCUACCCUCAGUUAUUUCCAUUAUUUCUGUUAAUUCUUUUAAUUAUUUGAGUAGAAGUUGUGGAUCUUUAGAUUUCUUUAAAUGGCUUUGAAUGGGCUAAAUUCUAUUUCCAUAGUUGUAAACACUUGUGCCUUCAGUUUGUCUUUGCUGGAACCUGAACAGUCUCAUUUGUUGCUGCUGUACACAUGACAAGCUGGCCACUUUUGUUGAACAAAUCUAUUUAUUAUCUGGAUGUUUAAUUAAAACAAAGCCUCUCCAAUGUUUACAUACUAGUUACUCUAUCUCAAAAAUCACUAAAUAUUGUAGAUCUUAUAGCAUUGGAUGAUGUUGCAACAUGAUCACAUGGGAAGUUAGCAUAUUGUUUCCAAGAGAUCCAUUAACCUUGGCUCAAAUGCAUUAUGUUGACUUACUGACAAGCGGCAACUCCUAUCAGUAAUUUUAGCAUCGACUCAUGCAUGUUUACCUUCCCCUGUGGCAUGACAGGAAGUGCAUUGCUUCAGCAGCAUGGGAGACCCAACACCAACACUUACGGCUUUGACCACUUAGACCCAGUGUUUUGAAUUUCAUGUAAGCAAUGACCAAUUUUAGCUACAGAAAACAAUAAGGUUUUUAUAAAAAUAACCCUGUUUCCGUGAAAGGAGGGAAUCAAACACUGCAUCACUUUAGCUGACUCUAGGAGUUAUCUCCACAGGUGUAACCAUUCUCAGAAACUCUUAAAAAUCUCGUCAAUUUUAAUUAGCAGAAAAUGCUCUUUGCUCCACCUCCGCGUGCGUCAUCAGGCGUAUAUACGCCGAUGCACAGUGCUAUCUCUUUAGAAUGUUCGACUAAAAGGUACAGAGUGAUACUCGGCCCUUGUAGUGCGGCCAGCUUACGCAGUGUUUCAUUCCCUCCUUUCAGGGAACCAGGGUAACAGUCGUAACCUUAUCGUUCCCUUUCAAGUUAGUCAUUUCAGUGCUGCGUCAUAUUAGCUGAUGCUAGAGGAAUGUAUACCAUCAAGCCAUGCUACUGAUUUGCAUGUGCAAUGAUGCCAUAGUUUCAACACAGAGGAACAGUGGCUCUACUCCAAGCCUCUCCUGGAUGUCUAAGCUCCACACCCUAUCUCUUAGGGUGAGCCCAUCCACCCUGUGAAGAAAGCUCAUUUUGGCAGCUUGUAUUUGCUAUCUUAUUCUUUCGGUCACUACCCAAAGCUCAUGACCAUAGGUGAAGAAAGGAACAUAGAUCGAGUGGUAAAUGGAAAGCUUUGCCCACAGACUUCGCUCCCUCUUCUCCACCACUGUCCAGUACAAGGACUACAUUACUGCUGCCGCUGCACUGAUACACCUAUCGAUCUCAUGCUCCAGUUUACCAUCACUUGAACAAGACCCUGAAAUACUUAAACUCCUCCACAUGAGGAAGCAACUCACUCCCUAUCCGGAGGGGACAAUCCACCCUUUUCCGACAGAGAACCAUGGCCUCAGAUUCAUGGGCUAGGUGGUAGAGUGGGUUGGCCACUAAUCGCAGGGUUGGUGGUUCGAUUCCCGGCCCACAUGACUCCACAUGCCGAAGUGUCCUUGGGCAAGACACUGAACCCCAAGUUGCUCCCAAUGGCAGGCUAGCGCCUUGCAUGGCAGCUCUGCCUUCAUUGCGUCUCAUUCACCCAUUCACACACCAAUGUAAAUCACUUUGAAUACCACUAUGGUUAAAAAGGCGCUAUAUAAGUGCAGACCAUUUACCAUCCUGAGGUGCUGACUUCCAUCCAAACUGCUUCCCAUUUAACCCAUACUGUAAUUAACCAACCAUUAUUUACAAAACAACCAUUUUGGUUAAGGGCUUCAAUUUUUGAAAUCUGUGCCAUGUGGAAAAGGAUAGACCUGUUUGGAUGCUGAUGUUUCUGUAAUAGAAGGACUGCAUUUUGUGCAAUUGAGUUUUAGUGAUUCAUAGUGACUAAACACACCUGCAACAAGUUCAAACCUUUACAUUACAACUACUGGAGGAAGUUGCAACAUGACGUAUGUUGUUUGAUUUAGCCAACUCACUGCUCUAAACUAUCUAAAGAUUAUUGCCUUCAAAGGAAAGACCAACUGCACACAGUUGUAAACAUAAGAAAAUGUACUGUUGAUGUUAUUGAAAGUUCAUUUUUAUUCAUCUUUAAAAGUGAAACUAUCAAAUACAAUGAAGGAAAUAAAAUGUACAGUAGAGGGAAAAAUUAAGCAAACGUUACAAAAAUACAUAAUAGCAUUUAAUCACAUGUUUUUUUCACUGAUUAUCUGUAAGUGGUCUAUAAAUGGUUAUCUGAAAUGAUCUACACUCACUUCUAUUAUAUAUGGAGAUAAUGCCUCUUAAGCACUCAAAACAAGAAAGAAGGAACAUAACUCUUCACGAUGACGUCAUGUUUCAAGAGCCCGUCCCUAUUUAGUAUUACUAGUUCUUUCUGUUGAAAAUCACUCCACUUACGUAAAUGACAAGAAUGUACUUGAUGGUGGCGCUGCAAAGAGUUAGCUAAUGUGUCGAAUGAUUCAAUCAACAGUCUGGCAAGCUGAAGCUCGUCCAAGUACAGUCAGACACCAAACCCCUCCCUCUCCAUUGUUUAAAUACUUCUUACUCAAGUGUGACUAAUUUAGACCCAGGCACCAUGAUGAGUAAGCGAUGUGUACUAAGAGAGUUGCUCAACUCCAAAAUCAACUGUUCAAGUACACAGAUGACAAAUUCAGCCCAUUGUAAAUCUCUUUAAAACAGUUCACUCAAAAUAUUAUAGUGAAUUUUUUAGUUUUUUUUAGGUUUAUAGUGUUAUGUCAAUUUAUGUAAUUGGCACACAUCUUGUCUUUUAUGUAAAAAGUUAUAGAACAUUUCCACCGUAUUUUUCACCAGGAAAAAUAAAAUUGUCUAGCUCAUUAAACAUGUUGAUUGCGGGGCAUUUUGUCAUGUCUAUGGGGUAUAUUAUCACUAGGCUAAAAAAUGUAAUAUAAUCUGCACUUAAACUGGGAAAUGCAGAUUCUCUGAUUUACUAAAUCAUAUUAUGUGUGAUAUACACAACAAAAUAGUUUUUCACUUAUCAUUUUUUUCCUUUUAGAUUAAUGUUAUUCUCAAAAAUAUGCACUCUACUAGAUUACAUUAUGUAGGGUGAAUGAUAUCCAAUCAAAUCUGUUCAACAACAGCACAAAAAAUAUUUUUGCUUUUUUAGAGAAUUGUUUUAAGGUUAUUCCAUUCAGUCUACUGAAAUGUUUUAAAUGGAAGCUCACUUAAUACAUUUGUGUUGGGACUACAUAAAUACUUUUUGUUGACAACUUAAACUGGGCAGGCAAUUUGUAGGUCCCAGCAUGCUUUGCUAAAAUUAUGAAAUUAAGUGUUAUUUUAUGUAUUUUUAAGCAAGAAAAGUGGGAGGCAUAAUAGUAUAUGUAGAAUUAAUGUCUAAUUUUAUUUAAUGAAUUGUAUAAAAUUGCAACAUUUAGUGUAACUUGCCUCAACCGGACAUUCUUGAAAAAUACCCUUUUCCACAGUUCAACCUUGACCUUUAUUAUAUAGUUGUUCCUUGCCUUCAUUUAUGCCAGUGUGGAUUUAUUGUGUUGCCUGUUCCUUUACCUAAGAGCACUUACAAAAAAUGCUGAUUUUGGAAUUUUAGUUUGAAGGAUAGAACAAAAAUAAAUCAUAAUAAUAGUUCUGGACAAGGUGUGUGAAUCUACAUACGAAACCUCUGCUAGAGAAGACAAGACUUUGUGGGAUUUUGCGACUAGUUCACCCAAAAAUGAAAAUUCUCUCAUCAUGUACUCACCUUCAUGCCGUCCCAGAUGGGUAUGACUUUCUUUUUUUCUGCAGACCACAAAUUAAGAUUUUUAGAAGAAUAUCUCCAUACAAUACAAGUGAAUGGGUGCCAACAUUUUGAAGUUACAAAAAUCACUUAAAGGCAGCACAAAAGUAUGACUGCAGUGGUUAAAUCCAUAUAUCCAUAAGGGAUAUGAAAGGUAUGGGUGAGAAACAGAUCAAUAUUUGUCAAUUUUUGCUAGAAAUUCUUCUUCCUGCAUGAAAAAUGUGAAUCGCAAAAAACACAUGAAGAAUGUGAAAGUUAAAGUGCCGCCUGAUUGAGCAGAGAGGAGAAUUUAUCAUAAAAACAUUUAUUUUUCAUUUGGACAGUCUUGUACAUUGUAUUAAAAUUUCUUAAUCGUUAACGUACUACUUGUUAGAAAUAAUAUUUUAUCUAUUUGAUAAUUUCAUUUCAUUUUUCAAUCCAAGCGAAAUUAUAGCCUCUAUUUAUAGUUCAACAUACAGUACAAGCAUUUGUUUUAAGGUCAUUCUUUGGAUUCAGUAAUAAGUUUACUUAUUUAAAAAAAAAAAAUAAUGGAAAUGAUUCUACACAAUACUGAUUAUAAAAUAAACAUCUACCUACUGCUCUUGUGUUCCUUAUAACAACUAAUAUAACAUUUAUGACAUUUUUUUAUGUGACUUAAGUUACAAGUUGUGUGUAUGUGGUUUCAUUAUUUUGGUGAAAAUUUGAAAUUCAGAUUUUGAAC
This is a messenger RNA of Xyrauchen texanus (razorback sucker), 7002 nucleotides long. Its product is annotated as syndecan-1-like. NCBI's taxonomy places the organism in Eukaryota, Metazoa, Chordata, Actinopteri, Cypriniformes, Catostomidae. Bases 125 to 1042 code for a protein of 305 amino acids. The transcript is spliced from 5 exons. Gene Ontology annotation, biological process: cell migration. Gene Ontology annotation, cellular component: membrane; cell surface. The record is from RefSeq and is a predicted model, not a curated record.